This is a messenger RNA of Oncorhynchus tshawytscha (Chinook salmon), 1578 nucleotides long. Its product is annotated as ubiquitin carboxyl-terminal hydrolase 37-like. The record is from RefSeq and is a predicted model, not a curated record. Gene Ontology annotation, biological process: protein deubiquitination. NCBI's taxonomy places the organism in Eukaryota, Metazoa, Chordata, Actinopteri, Salmoniformes, Salmonidae. Gene Ontology annotation, molecular function: cysteine-type deubiquitinase activity; cysteine-type endopeptidase activity. The transcript has 8 exons. The coding region runs from base 1 to 1152 and encodes 383 amino acids. Gene Ontology annotation, cellular component: nucleus; cytosol.
AUGGCUUGUUUCUGCUGGUGCAAAAAGAAAAAAUGUCAGAAGGCAAAUUCAGUUGAUGUGGAGCAGAAGACAAGAAAGAAGAAGGAGAGGGGCACUUCAUCCCCCUCUCCAAUUCCAUCUGACUGUUCUGAACGGAAUGGCUCCGCUACCUCUGACCCCUCACCCUCUGACCAACUCUCCUCCCUCCAUCCACCUCCCUCUCCUGUUAAAUGUUCCUCUCAGCCUUGCUCUCCUGCUAAACAACCCUCUGUACCCCGGUCACCUGCCAAAAACCCUUCCCCAGUGAAAUCCUCUCCAGUGGUGUCCCACCCUAGUUCUCCCUCUCCUACCAACCCUCUGGACCGUCAUGGAGACACCAGUCAGGAGGGCACAACAGUCAGACCUCUGUCUCUUCAGGACCACUCUAGUCCAAGGCCCCAGAGACCAGUCUCAGCCACCAGAAGCAUGACUCUUCCCAGGGCCAGCUCAGCCACCAGAAGCAUGACUCUUCCCAGGACCAGCUCAGCCACCAGAGGGUCAGAAGAGACCCAGGGGGCCAGAGGAGAACAGGUGGCACUGGUCAACAUGGAACUUCUUGGGUUGCCUAACAUUGGCAACACUUGCUUCCUUAACGCCACCCUGCAGUGCCUCCUGGUCCUGCCGUCCUUCUCAAAGGAAAUCCUGCACCAGGAACAACUCUGGAGCUCCUCCCCUUCUCCAACCUGCUCAGUUUCUUUUUGUUUUUGGAUCUUCAUAACCAAGAGGAACAACAAUGACACACUGAUUAUGAUGUGUCUGUUUGAUGUGCACCGUUCGGGUCUACCUGACAGUGUGGCAAACCAGGCCUCAAAAGCAGACCUCAUGUGGAAGGUCAAGUACUCCUUGUCGGGAUACGAUUUGAAGUAUCUGGGGGACACACAACAGGAUGCACAUGAGUUACUUGUCAAUAUGCUGUGCCAGCUGAAGGAGGAGGGCAUGAUUCUGAAGACACUCGGGAUGAACUUUACCUGCCCUGUUUCCCAGCUGGAGUUCCAACUUGUGUCGGUGCGCACAUGUACCAGCUGUGGGUGCAAGUCGUCUACCAGAGAGGACUACAACCACCUCUCAUUGGACUUCAGCCCUGAGCGCACCUUGCUGAGCAGCCUAGCACUCACUUUCAAAGUCAGCACUUAGGGCUCAGCCCUGCAUGUAGAGACUAACACCCAGGGCAAGCUGCCCACUGCCUCAGAAUACGCUAUCUUAUUAUUGUAGUGGUAUCAUUCAUUAUGUAAUGCUUUUGUUUCUAACCAGAGUGAAAGGUUGAAUUCACAUGUGAGGGCUGUAAAGGCCUCCACGCCUCAAAGGUGGAGCAGUUCCACUCACUGCCUCUGUGAGUUGUCCCUUUAUAACCUCUCAUAGUACUAGCAGUGUUUAAUGUCCUGAGUCUUUAGGAGUAGUUACCUUCCUGAGCAGGUUGUAGGACUUAGAGGUGAGCACCACCAAACAAAUUUCACUCAUCUGUUACUUUGUUGACUGGUUUCAUUGUCUGUCUGUUCAUCUCUCUUCCUCUCUGUUUCUGGGCAGUGUGCUGGUUCUGCAUCUGAAGAGGUUUGGAGGACC